UCCAUAUUCUUACCUCCAAAAGGGCGACAAUGGCUGAAAGUUCUGGGGAAGCAAAGGUCUAUCUGAGACUUGUCAUCGAUGAAGAGAAGAACAAGGUUGUUCUGGCUGAGGCCGGUAAAGAUUUUGUUGAUGUUCUCUUCAGCUUUCUAACUUUGCCAAUGGGUACAUUAACCAAAUUGCUUAAGAAGCAUAAAACAGCUGUUGGCUGUUUUAAUAACCUCGAUACAAGUGCUGUGGAUAUGGGCAUUGAUAAAGCUGUGGAUUUGUUGAGAGCUUCAUUGGUGACUUCAUGUGCUUUGAGCACUGCUUUAGGCGAUUUGAUUGCAAAGACGCCAAAGAAGGAACCAUUUGUGGAUCCAAAAUCUGAUCAUAAGCCAAAAGAUGGUACUGGGUUUGUGAAGAGAGGGACAAAAUUUACGGUGUCAGAUUAUCUGAUCGUUACACCUAAGAAGUCUAGCUCAACAUUUAAUUUACUGAAGAAGUUGAAGAUUCAAGCUGAUGAUCUUGAGGUGCAAGUCAUUAGCAUCAGCAAUGCAGAGGCUUUGAAUCUGUUGAGAGCCUCACUGGUGACAUCCUCUGCUUUAAGCUCUGCUUUUAGGAGUUUGCUUGUAAAAGAAGAUAGAUUGAACCCUAUUUCAAAGAGACCAAAGAUAGAGACAUGA
Messenger RNA from Brassica napus (rape), 662 nucleotides. RefSeq lists its product as uncharacterized. The record is from RefSeq and is a predicted model, not a curated record. NCBI's taxonomy places the organism in Eukaryota, Viridiplantae, Streptophyta, Magnoliopsida, Brassicales, Brassicaceae. The transcript has 4 exons. Bases 30 to 662 code for a protein of 210 amino acids.